Messenger RNA from Wyeomyia smithii (pitcher-plant mosquito), 7635 nucleotides. RefSeq names its product tyrosine-protein kinase Abl (gene Abl). Gene Ontology annotation, molecular function: ATP binding; non-membrane spanning protein tyrosine kinase activity; protein binding. The record is from RefSeq and is a predicted model, not a curated record. Gene Ontology annotation, biological process: protein phosphorylation. The coding region runs from base 839 to 5713 and encodes 1624 amino acids. The transcript has 8 exons. NCBI's taxonomy places the organism in Eukaryota, Metazoa, Arthropoda, Insecta, Diptera, Culicidae.
AUUGCAACUGCAGCAGUAGUAAAGAAGAAGCAGAAAGUUUUUUCUUUCCUUGAUACAGUUUCCUCAUCGAGUCUGCAAAGCGAUAGCCAAUUGAGAGGACAACUAACUCUGUAAUGGUACUACUUUUGCUUCGCGAUUUAAUUGGGUAUCGCAACCAUAUUUCUUUUCAUACUGCUGAAUAUGUAGUGAUUGCCUAAAACAUUAAUGUGCAGGGAAUGUUAAAUGGCGUUCUGGACGAAAAUUUACAGUGUUAGAUUGCGUAUGUACAGUGAUGAAAAGUGAAUUUUCGAUUAAUAGUCAAAAGUAUGAAAUAUCUUCUAUAAGUUUCAUUGCUGCGUCUUGCAAACCGGCCCGUGGGGAAAUAUGUGGUGAAAGUGAAAAUUAAAAUUUGAUGGCUCUAUGUGCGGAAGAAAAUACCUAUUUGUCAUAAUCCAGGUUUUAGAAAUAGAAAAAGUUCACUUCCAGACAGAAGGUUUCUUCUGGAGGGGAAGAAGUGGCUUUCAAUAUUGAUGUAUAUGAAGCUGCAGGAAUAUAAAGAAAAGAAUUUGUGUUUGUGUAUGGAUGCGUCAGUGUGUAUGCUCAAUAAACGACGGAGCACAAAAAUAAUUGGAGGAAGUGAAAAUUGUGCUCCAAAAAGUAUAUCGAAAUCACCAUUAAUAAAGUCAUAAUCAAUCAAAAAUGGUUGUUUCAAACGUCACCAGUUUUUGAAUAAUUUGGAAAGGGCUACGGGCAGAUCUUGGAAUGCUUAGGAAGUUUGCUUCCGGUGUUUAUACUGCUGUUUAAUUUACACUUCAAAGAUUAAGCUUGCCUAUUUGAAAUAUUUUAAACGUGCCAGACGAUGGGAGCUCAGCAGGUGAAGGAGCGAACUUCUGGGUGUGGUGCUCCAACUGGAGGACAACUUGGUUCCGCUUCCACGCUGGGAGCCGGCAGCUCAAUUCGAUCCAGCCGAAAUAAACCUCGAGUACCCAAGGACUCGCGUAUUCUUGGAUCAAACAUUUUUACAGAGCAUAAUGAAGCGUUGUUGCAAUCCCGCCCAUUGCCUCAUAUCCCACCGCCUGGUAGUCUACUAUCUGCUGAUGUACUCGCUCAAAAUCAGGAUAGUUCGGAAAAUCAUACUGGAACGAUGCAUUCCCAAGGCAGCUCUAACACAGCUCAAUCAAGUUUCGAAAACGCGCACCGAUGGACUUCCAAAGAAAAUUUACUAGCACCUGGUCCGGAAGAAGAUGAUCCUCAACUUUUUGUUGCUCUGUACGAUUUCAAAGCCGGUGGUGAAAAUCAGUUGAGUCUACGAAAGGGUGAACAAGUGCGUAUUCUAUCAUAUAAUAAAUCCGGUGAAUGGUGUGAAGCACAUUCUGAUUCUGGUCAUGUUGGAUGGGUUCCAUCGAACUAUGUAACUCCAUUGAAUUCAUUGGAAAAGCACUCAUGGUACCAUGGCCCUAUAUCCCGUAAUGCUGCUGAAUAUUUACUUAGCUCCGGAAUCAAUGGCAGCUUUUUGGUACGAGAAAGUGAAAGUUCUCCUGGCCAACGAAGUAUAAGUUUGAGGUACGAUGGUCGGGUUUAUCACUAUAGGAUAUCCGAAGAUUCCGACGGAAAAGUCUAUGUGACAGCGGAAGCUAAAUUCAAUACUUUAGCGGAGUUAGUUCACCAUCAUAGUGUCCUACACGAGGGCCACGGACUGAUUACACCACUUCUAUAUCCGGCACCAAAGCAGAACAAACCGACCGUGUUUCCCUUGAGUCCUGAACCAGACGAGUGGGAAAUUUGUCGAACAGACAUUGUGAUGAAACACAAACUUGGUGGUGGUCAAUAUGGGGAGGUUUACGAGGCAGUAUGGAAACGAUAUGGUAAUACGGUAGCAGUUAAGACACUUAAAGAAGAUACGAUGGCGUUAAAGGACUUUCUUGAGGAAGCCGCUAUUAUGAAAGAAAUGAAACAUCCGAAUCUGGUACAACUAAUAGGUGUAUGUACAAGAGAACCACCAUUCUACAUUAUAACCGAGUUUAUGAGUCAUGGCAAUUUGCUGGAUUUCCUCCGUUCAACUGGUCGAGAAACAUUAGAUGCCGUUGCUUUACUGUAUAUGGCAACCCAGAUUGCCUCAGGUAUGAGUUAUCUGGAGAGUCGUAACUUUAUUCACCGUGACUUGGCGGCAAGAAAUUGUCUUGUAGGAGACAAUAAUCUUGUUAAGGUGGCAGAUUUCGGGCUGGCCCGAUUAAUGCGAGACGACACUUAUACUGCUCAUGCUGGAGCCAAGUUUCCUAUCAAAUGGACUGCCCCAGAAGGAUUGGCAUAUAACAAAUUUAGUACCAAGUCUGAUGUCUGGGCAUUUGGUGUUCUUCUAUGGGAAAUAGCCACAUAUGGUAUGUCACCUUACCCAGGUAUAGAUCUUACCGAAGUUUUUCAUCGUCUCGAAUCUGGCUAUCGAAUGGAGCGACCUCCCGGCUGUCCACCAGAAGUAUACGAGUUGAUGAGAAAAUGUUGGCAAUGGAACGCUUUGGAACGACCAACCUUUAAGAGCAUACAUCAUGAUCUUGAGCAUAUGUUUCAGGAAUCAUCCAUCACAGAAGCUGUAGAAAAGCAGUUGCAGGGCGCAGCUUUAUCCAUCCAGCUUACGCCACAGUUGGGUAAAAAGCCUCAAAUGGGCGCGCAACAAUCUCAGCAUACAGAGCCUGCUGUUACGCCGAUCUCUGAUACUGGUUCAAGUUCAAAACUUAGCACGUUUGCGAACAAAACUUCUACGACAGGGGUACAAAUGCGCAGGACCACCAACAAGCGAGGUAAAACAGCACCCGCACCACCUAAGCGUACAAGCUUGCUUUCAUCUAGUCGAGAUUCCACUUACCGAGACGAAGAUAGUGGCAAACCUUGCGAAGGCGAUCAAAAUACAAACGGUAUUAUACCCAUCACUAAAUCGACUUCUUGCAGUAGUUUCCUUAUUGAUAAACUAUUUCGAGGCUUUUCCCGGGAUUUAGCUAAUCUAUUGCACAGAGCCACAGAUUCUGAGAACGAGCAGACAGAGAUUACUCCAGAUACCGAUACCGACAGCCAAGAACCUAUUGGUAACUUCCAAAAGUCCUCCUCACAACAAAGUUCCUUCAAGCGCGUUCCUAUAAUGGGUAAUCGUGGAUUGGAAACACGCAGCAGUAAACGAUUGCCACAAGGAGCUCCACGAAGAGAUCAAGUUCUUUUAGGAGCUGGUACUCCACCAACUGGAAUGACAAUUAAUGCAGCUGGCCAACCAGUUGUUGGAGCAUUGGAGGUGCAAAACGUGAAAAAAGCUAUUAAUCGAUAUGGCACCUUACCGAAAGGAGCACGAAUUGGAGCGUAUCUAGAGUCUCUGCGUCAAUCCGAAAGUUCGAGUGGUCAACCUGUAGUAACUCAAAUGCAAUCGAAUUCCGUUCCUCCAGAUCCCCCACCACCAGUAACUGCUGCUAAUGUUAUUUCUAACAGCUUGCAAGUCGCACAGCGGAACGCUAUUAAAGCGCAACAGCAACAUCCUCAACAACAACCGCAGAUGAUACGCAGUAACUCCUCCAGCGGUGUUACUAUGGCUAACUCUGCCACCGCUAGCCUUUCCAAAUUACAAAGACAUCGAACCACAACUGAUGGGUCGAUGAUGACAUUCUCUUCUUUUCGUGGUACUGUUGGAAACAACAGUCCCAAGCGAUCUAUGCCACCUACGCUUGCUGACUUGGAAUUCCCUCCGCCACCGGUAGAUUUGCCACCUCCGCCAGAAGAGUUCGAGGUCCAGCAGCAACUAGGACCACCGUUAGAAAAGCUCUUGAAACCAUCCAACGAUGUUUCAAACACUGAACCAAGUGUUGAAGAAGCGAGUUCACGGUUUGGCGUAAGUUUGCGUAAACGGGAACCAUCAACAGACUCGUGCAGUUCUCUGGGUAGCCCUGCUGAUGCUAUGGUUCAUUCGAGUUGUAACGAACCAUCGACCAUUCCGAUACCACCGCCACCUAGUUUGAGAGAGAACAAAGCGAAGCUUGCUACCGAAAUCAAGGAAAAGGGAAUUGUGCCAAAGUUAAAUACCCCGGAUAGUAAUUAUCUUCCGCAGAAAUCCGCAGCUGAUCCAGUAUUACAACUAGUCAGUGAAUUAACGGAAAACACGAGCCAUCCGAAACCACCCCCGCCACUUCCACCCCCAGUUAUGGAUGUGGCUCUCCACUAUAAAUCUAGCGAUGUAAUGGCUCUGAGAAAAACAUCAGCAAAAUCUGCUGAAACAAACGGAGGAAAUACAGUGCCACAACCAUCUUUCAAAGCUCAGUUAAAAAAAAUAGACCCAAAACGAAUUCCAACUCAAAUUCCCAAAAAGGAGGAAUCUACCAGCAUUAUCGAUUUUAAAUCACGCCUGCGUAAAGUGGAUAAUAGUAAUGAAUCUUCAUCGGUUGCUACCAGUAAUGGAACAACAGGAACGGAUCCUAGUGUUACACAAGGCUGUGGCGAUUCUGGUAGUACAGACAAUAACAAUAAACUGUCCUCCAGCAAUGCCAACAACAACAAUAGUAACAUUAUAAAUAAUAACCAAUCAGCAUCGAUAAGUGAUCUCUCUUCAAGUGACAGUGAAAUCAAGGGUAAAAAAAAUGACAUCCUAUUUCUUCGGAAUGGGACAAAUCGCAAUGGCACAUCUGCGACUGAGCCAUCCUCGAUAAAUAGACUGCUUUUGGAGAAUAACGAGAUCAACUCUUUGAAAUUGAAAAAGACAUCAAUCGAUACGCCACUUGUCACUAGUGUGGCAGCACCAAUCGAUAGCAAUAAAAUAAUUGAGCUAAAAAAGACUGAAAUUAAAAUUGAAUUAAGUCAAGAAGAUAAAAAAUGCGUGAACUCAGAGAGUGGCGGUAUUAGUAAAGGUGAACAUUUAUCGGUUGGCAGCGGCCUUAACACUGGAGAUGACGGCGAUAAACGAAAAAGUACUGGUAGCAUAAGCAGUUUGAAAAAAUUAUGGGAAGCAAAGGAAUCACCUAUUGAACAAACCUCUCAACUUAGUCCUAAAUUAGGUGUAAAAGGUGUGGCAAAUCUAAAGUUGAAUAAUAACCCGGAUGAUAUGGAAACCUCUGGUGUUUGCACUCCUAGUACAACCACAACAACGAAUAGUAGUAGCUCCGGCCAAAAUGAUGACACACAGCAACAGCCUCAAUUAGCUCAGACGAAAAAACCAGCUGUUCCUGUUAAACCGUCAAAAUUUAGUUCUAUUUACGCUACUCCUGUUCAAACACAAGCUCCGCUGUCCACUGUGACAAAUUCAAUCAGUACCAGUAAUACGACAUCGAAAUCUAACGAUAGCAACAGCUCCCUCCUCUCGGAAAAAUCAACUGCAUCUUCAUCUUCCGGACCAGCGUCAUCAUCAUCAGCGGUCAGUCGUGAAGGGAUUUUAGAAUUAGUGACCCUCUUGGAGGGUAGUCUCAAGCUUCCAGUUAACUCUAUUUCUGCUUCUCAAUGGCUGCAGUUGAGUGAACGCCUCAACAGUCUGCAAUCCAGCUGUGUAACAUUUGCUGAGCAUGAAAUGCUUCCACCUCACACUAAGUUUCAUUUCCGGGAGCUAGUCACCCGGGUCGAAAAUCAAUCGCGAUCACUUAGAUCUGCGGGCAGUAAGAAUGUGCAAGACAACGAGAAAUUGGUGCAUGAAGUCGGUCAAUCACUGAAGCAGAUAUCUAACGCGUUGCACAGGGACAUAAGAAGCAGUCAACCACUCGUUUUAACGUUUAGCUAAAGCUUUUGAGUUUUGAUAGUGAUUUACCGACCACUGACAUCAGAUAAGCAUAUAAAUAUUCAUAUAUAAACCGAUAUUUACAACUUCUACUAAUGUUACUAUAAUCAGUAUCAGUAAAAAUGCAGGUAUUAAUUAGCAGUUUUGGGCUACAAGCAUGAAACUAUCUUCUGUUUGUUUUUAUCGUGUGAAAGAAUAUUGAAAAUCUUUAUACUCUGAUAAUGUAGUUAUACUGAACUUUAUCUAGAAUGAGUCACACAUUUAGCAUUUGAAUCGAUAAAAAUUUAAAUAUUCGAUGAUUGCUGUGUAACCUUUUCACGAUUUGUUUCUUUUUGAUUUCUUUUUAAAGAAUACCGACUAUUUGUUUAUCAAAAAUGUGAAUAUGAGUUGCCAUACAUUCAUAAAAAUAUGUUUUGUCCAUCAGCAUGCCAUGCGAAAAUUAACAAAUAGACAAAUGCGCAUUCUUGGUUGUCUCCCUCUUGUAACAGACAAAUUUUUAUAAUUAGAAAGGACGGGUUAAGAGCAUAAAACAAUGAAAAAAAGAAAUUUUGAAUGGCCGUCUUUAAAGAAUAACAAAGAAACCACGAAAGAACUUUCAACGCUCAAUGAAAUUGCCAAAUACGAAAGUGCACUAAUAUUAAUUGAUUUUAAUAAAUGGUUUGAGUAGAUUUUAAAACAAUGAAUCGGAAGCGUUUCAUAGCAAAUGAAGAGAAAUCAGAACUGAAAAUGUUCUAUUUACCAAGUUUUAAUUCCAAAAAUUUUAACAUUAAUAUUUCUCAUUUAAACCAUGCACUGCUCAGUUGUUUUUAAUAUCCGCAUAAUGAUAAACAUUAGUAGCAUAAGUGUACGUAAAAAUAUAGAUUUUGGGGAAGUUUUCAUACUGUUGAGCACUACCCUAAAAUAAUACUUGCAUUGUGUAGGUGUCAAUCGUAAUAAAGCUAUAUUUAAGCCAAAGAGCUUAAGACUACAUUGAUAUUUUUUAUUAUUUUUUGUAACGCAAAUUUUACGGCUUCAUGAGACUUUUUGUUUUUUUAUCGAGCCUAGCUUAUCAUAUAAUUACAACAUGUCUUUGAAUUCAACUGAGGGGAUGUUUUAAAUUGCAAUUAUUGCAAACUUAAGUUAUUUAAAUAUUAUUUUUAAGGAAGACACAGUAAAAUGCUAGUCGUAAACAUUUAUAUUAUACCCGUAAUAGUAACAUUAAAGCAAAACUAAUGUUUGAAUAGAAGGGCAUAUUACUCACGAAACUUUUCUUUUGCGAAUGAUAAAUGAAUAAGGAGUAUUCUUAUUUUUUGGAGCCUGUAUAAUUGUACGAUUACGUAGGAGAAUCUAAAAAUAACAUCAAUGUCCAUGCAGGCUUCAUAAUUUUAUUCGCGUCUCUAGGAAUGUAACAAGCUAAUCAAAUGACAAAAAAAAUCAAAUAAAAUUCGCAAACUUCACUAUAUAUUUUUAGAUAAACCGUCAUUAAAAAAUCCAUUCAUAAUCAAUCAUCUCUUGUCGUAGCAUAUUAACACUCAUGCAUAAAAACAACUAACGUGAAGAUAUUAAAGAAACCGAAAAAAGGGUAUAAUCAAAAACCAAUAUUUAUCAUUUAGCAAUUGGUUUGGGUAAUGAUGAAGUUUACCCCUGAAAAUCGUUUAUAAAAAAAAAAACACGAAUCAAUUCUACAGAUUUUGUAGACAUUAUAAAUAAUCAGUUGGAAAUAAAAAAAUAUUAUUGUAACCAAGUGAAAAUGCGUGAUAAAAAUAACAAAUUAUACACACAUGCUUAUUGUAAGACACAUAAACACCCAAACCAUACGAUAUACAUACGAGAAAGCAUGGAUGGCGAUCGCUACGAAAAAAGGUAGAACACAAGCUAACAAUUCAUAAAUCUACAGUGAGAAUCGUAUAUCGGUGAAUAAUAAACAUCGCCCAUGGCAAUAAUGA